GCCCGGAAACAGGCGCAGUAGAGCGGCUUGUCUGCGCUCGUCUUCUCGCUGACUCUGCUCGGUCCCGGUGCUGCGCGGAGGAACGCACGCGGCUCGGUUCUGGGUCCAGUUUGUCACAAGUCUCUCGAACAUGGACAGGCAGCGCGUGCACGGUGGGUCACGCGCACGGCUCUGACUCGUGCGUAAAACGUGGACGUGCACUGUGGAUCUUGGAGCAAACUUUACUCAGGCAGUUGCUGAUUCCUUGACCUGGAUAUUGGUAGAUCUAGAUAAAACCCAGACUAAAUCUGGACUUGACCAGGACUUGACCAGGACUUGACCCGGACUUGACCCGGACUUGACCCGGACUUGACCCGGACUUGACCCGGACUAGACCCGGACUAGACCCGGACUAGACCCGGACUAGACCCGGACUAGACCCGGACUAGACCUGGACUAGAGGCAGGAUGCCAGACCUGAUCAGCGUCACAGAGUUCAUCAGUGAGACCAAUGAGGACUACAAGGCUCCAACCACCUCCAGCUUCACCACCAGAAUGUCCCAGUGCAGGAGCACUGCGUCUGCUCUGGAGGAGGCUCUGGACCUGGACCGGACUGUUCUGUCCAAGAUUAAGAAGUCUGUGAAGGCCAUGAACACGUCUGGACUCACUCAUGUGGAGAAUGAGGAGCAGUACGUUGCCUCGAUGGAGAAGUUUGGAGACCACUGCGUUUGUCGAGAAGACGCUGAGGUCGGAUCAGCAUUCCUCAAGUUUGCUGUGUUCACCAAAGAACUUACAGCACUCUUCAAAAACCUGAUGCAGAACAUGAACAACAUCAUCACAUUUCCUCUGGACAGUCUACUCAAAGGAGACCUGAAGGGAGUAAAAGGGGACCUGAAGAAACCGUUCGAUAAAGCCUGGAAGGACUACGAGACCAAACUGUCGAAGUUAGAGAAGGAGAAGAGGGAGCACGCCAAACAACACGGCAUGAUACGGACAGAGUUCAGCGGAGGAGAGAUCGCAGAAGAGAUGGAGAAAGAGAGGAGGCUGUUCCAGAUGCAGAUGUGCGAGUAUUUAAUCAAAGUGAAUGAGAUCAAAGUGAAGAAAGGAGUCGACUUUCUACAGAACCUCAUCAAGUACUUCCACGCCCAGUGCAAUUUUUUCCAGGAUGGGCUGAAGGCCGUGGAGACUCUGAAACCCUCAGUGGAGAAACUGGCCACAGACCUGUCCACAAUUAAACAGAGGCAGGACGCUGAGAGGAAACAGUUGGUUGUGCUCCGAGAUGUCCUGAAGAACUCUCUACAGACGGAACAGAAAGAGGACUCUCAAAAGCAGAACUCGGGCUACAGUCUUCACCAGCUGCAGGGGAACAAAGCACAUGGCACCGAGCGCUCGGGUGUCCUAUACAAGAGGAGCGAGGGUCUGAGGAGAGUUUGGCAGAAGAGGAAAUGUUCGGUGAAAAACGGCUUCCUGACGAUAAACCACGGAACGGCCAAUCGACCUCCAGCCAAACUCAACCUGCUCACCUGUCAGGUCAAGAGGAACCCGGACGAGAAGAAGAGCUUCGAUCUCUUCUCACACGACAGAACGUACCACUUCCAGACAGAGGAUGAGGCCGAGUGUCAGAUUUGGAUCUCGGUGCUGCAGAACAGUAAGGAGGAGGCAUUGAACAAAGCCUUUAAAGGAGAUCAGGACGAGGAGGAGAACAACAUUGUACAGGAACUGACCAGGGCCAUCGUGGGAGAAGUGAGGAGGAUGAGUGGAAACGACCAGUGCUGCGACUGCGGCGCCGCAGGCCCCUCAUGGCUCAGCACUAACCUGGGUGUGCUCAUCUGCAUCGAGUGCUCGGGGAUCCACAGGGAGAUGGGAGUCCACUUUUCCAGGAUCCAGAGCCUGGACCUGGAUGUGCUGGGGACCUCUGAGCUGCUGUUGGCUAAAAAUGUGGGGAAUUCGAGCUUUAACGAGAUCCUGGAAGCCGAUCUGGAGGGACAGGACAUCUCCAAGCUAGACAGCUCCAGUGACAUGCAGAGCCGUAAAGACUACAUCACGGCAAAGUACGUGGAGCGGCGGUUUGUGCUGCGCUUGCACCCUGAGGCCAGCAGGAGGCAGCAGCAACUCUACGACUCGGUCCAGAGUCGGGACAUCCUGGGUCUCAUCCAGGUCUACGCCGAGGGAGCUGACCUUCUGGAGUCUAUCCCUCAACCCCACGAGCAUGAGCCCGGGGAGACGGUCCUUCAUCUUGCUGUCCGAAUGGUUGACAGAAACUCUUUGCACAUCGUGGACUUCCUCGCUCAGAACAGUACUAACCUGGACAAACAGACGAGUCGUGGCUCCACAGCUCUGCACUACUGCUGUUUAACUGACAACAGCGAGUGCCUCAAACUGCUUCUGAGAGGGAGGGCAUCUGUCGACAUAUUGAACGAUGCUGGAGAAACACCUUUGGACCUGGCACGCCGCCUCAGACACACUCAGUGCGAAGAGCUGCUGACACAGGCGCAGAGCGGCAAGUUUAACGUGCAUGUUCACGUGGAAUACGAGUGGAGACUUCAGAACGAAGACCUGGACGAGAGCGAGGACGAGAUGGAGGAUAAGCCCAUCCCCAAUCGUCGAGAGGAGCGCCUCCAGGACCUGCCCACAGAGCGCCCCAGUGACCUCCGGCCCGACCUCCGACCCGACCUCCGACCCGACCUCCGACCCGACCUCCGACCCGACCUCCGUCCUGACCUCCGACACGACCCCCGCCCUGAUCGUCCUGUGAGCUGCUUCGUGCCCAGCAGUGCCCCCUCUCACUCAGGCUUGGCACUGCUGGCUCGAGAUGCUGCGGCGCUGGUGAAAGACCGCCAGAGGGUGCCCUGUCCCAGUCUGAUGAUUAGUAACGAGACGUACGGCACCAUGAUGGACCCAAGCCAAGUGGGAGGAGCCACGCCACCGCUGCCCCCCAGAGCACCACCCAGAGUUCCAGGUUCCCGAGUGUUGCCAAUGGAAACGGUGGGACGCCAGCGCUCAUCCUCUGAUCCCAACGAGCCACGCCCCCCUGACAGGAAUAGCUCGAUGUAUGUUCUCCCGGAGGCUCCCCCUCCCCCUCCUCCCCCAACCUUUAAAUCCGCCAAAAAUAUGCCCCUCCCUCCUCCGCCACCACACUUUAAGGCACCCCCCCUUCCUGUGCAAGCCCCGCCCCCACCAGCACACAAAGCUCCACCUCUUCCUCCUCCAGUCCCGAGUCACCAGACCAGACCCGGACCCAAGUCUCCCAAGUCUCCCAAGUCCCCCAAGUCUCCAACAUCUGCUUCAACAAGACGAGACUCAGAGCCCGUUCUUCCUGGGAGACCUCCCCUCAGAUCAGGCUCCAAGCGAAGCUCCACCACCAAAAGUCCAACUCCUCCCACUCCCAAACCCAGGACCACCUUCUCUCAGAAGCAGAAACCUCAGAGGGUCAUCGCGAUCUACAACUGUUCAGCUGAUAAUCCCGACGAGCUAACCUUCACCGAGGGAGAGGUCAUUGUGGUGGAGGGGGAGGAGGACCAGGAGUGGUGGAUCGGACACAUUGAGAGUGAUCCAAGUCGGAGGGGCGUGUUUCCGGUCACCUUUGUCCAUUUUGUUACAGAAUAAAACUCGGGACUUAACCAGGACUUAACCAGGACUUAACCAGGACUUAACCAGGACUAAACCAGGACUAAACUAGGUAUUAACCAGGACUGUACUAGUCUAAACAAGAUUUGAGCCUUACUUAAAUUAAACCCAGUGGUGUUUCAAUACAGCUUUUACCUCCAUCUGGUGGGCACCUGUGGUACUGCAGUUCAUAUGGCCUAAUGAGUUAUUUUUUCUUUGGUUUAAACAUAGAGGAUUUGUUUUAAUCAUUAAAGAGAAAGUCAAUUUUUUCUUUAUCUUUCUCCCAUCUUCUAACAUUGUUCUCUCAUCAAAAACAUGAAGAGAUUUUAGAUGUCAUUCCUGUAUGUUUGUGAUCUCUCCCGGGCCCUAUUUAAACCCUCCUUGCAGUUAGCAGUACAAACCUGUACAAGGCUCCGCCCACAAGCCUACAUCACCCAGGCUCCCACAUUAGAACUCUCCAUAACUAUACAAAAACAUGAUACAAAACUGUACACAACAACUUGACAAACCUGAUGUGAUGUGCAGUAGUUUCAUUAGUGCGAUGCAGCUGAGAGUUAUAGUGCUCUGAAGGGGGAGUGACAUAGCACAGAGAGCAAAUGGAGAGGGGACUCAUUGCACUAAAAACGAAAGUGGAAUUUAUAAAACAUGUUAAUACAUUGUUUUGUUUUGUUUUUUGGGGGUGAAUUUAGCAUUUUCAGAACUGUCUCUGUCUCUUCAAAGGAGUGGUUAGUGGCUUUGAUAUGGAGAUGUACAGCAGACUGUAACAUGAAACGUCUUCACUUUUUGUCCAGUUGACAGAUUUUACUUUUGGCUUUUACUAUUUUCAAAACUAUAAAAGGAAACAUGAUGAUUGAAAUAUUUUAUGUAUUACAGUUAAUACCCCAUAGAAGUAAAAGGUCUAAACCAGGACUAAACCAAGGACUAAAUUUGGGCUAGACCAGGAUUAGACCAGGAUUAGACCAGGAUUAGACCAGGAUUAGACCAGGAUUAGACCAGGAUUAGACCAAAGAUGAGACCAGGAUUAGACCAAAGAUGAGACCAAAGAUGAGACCAAAGAUGAAUCCAAAGAUGAAUCCAAAGAUGAAUCCAAAGAUGAAUCCAAAGAUGAAUCCAGGACUACACCAGGACUACACCAGGACUACACCAGGACUACACCAGGACUACACCAGGACUACACCAGGACUACACCAGGACUACACCAGGACUACACCAGGACUACACCAAAAAUGAAACCAAAGAUGAAACCAAAGAUGAAACCAGGGCUAAACCAGGGCUAGACCAGGGCUAGACCAGGGCUAGACCGGGAUUAGACCGGGAUUAGACUGGGAUUAGACCGGGAUUAGACCGGGAUUAGACCAGGAUUAGACCAGGAUUAGACCAGGACCAAACCAAAAAUGAAAUCAAAGAUGAAACCAGGGCUAAACCAGGGCUAAAUCAGCACUACACCAUAUUUAGACCAGGAUUAGACCAAGAUUAGACCAGGACCAAACCAAAGACGAAAUCAAAGAUGAAACCAAAGAUGAAGCCAGGGCUAAACCAGGACUACACCAGGACUAAACCAGGACUACACCAGGACUAAACCAGGACUACACCAGGACUACACCAGGACUACACCAGGACUACACCAGGACUACACCAGACCAAACCAAAGAUGAAACCAAAGAUGAAACCAGGGCUAGACCGGGAUUAGACCGGGAUUAGACCAGGAUUAGACCAGGAUUAGACCAGGAUUAGACCAGGACCAAACCAAAAAUGAAAUCAAAGAUGAAACCAGGGCUAAACCAGGGCUAAAUCAGCACUACACCAUAUUUAGACCAGGAUUAGACCAAGAUUAGACCAGGACCAAACCAAAGACGAAAUCAAAGAUGAAACCAAAGAUGAAGCCAGGGCUAAACCAGGACUACACCAGAUUUAGAUCAGGAUUAGACCAGGACCAAACCAAAGAUGAAACCAAAGAUGAAACCAAAGAUGAAACCAAAGAUGAAACCAAAGAUGAAACCAAAGAUGAAACCAAAGAUGAAACCAAAGAUGAAACCAGGACUAAACCAAAGAUGAAACCAGGACUAAACCAAAGAUGAAACCAGGACUAAACCAAAGAUGAAACCAGGACUAAACCAAAGAUGAAACCAGGACUAAACCAAAGAUGAAACCAGGACUAAACCAAAGAUGAAACCAGGACUAAACCAAAGAUGAAACCAGGACUAAACCAAAGAUGAAACCAGGACUAAACCAGGACUAAACCAGGUCUGAAAGACAGUGAAUCUUUUACCAUUGAUGGUGGAGCUUAAAUGGGAUUCAGAUUUUAGUGAUUCUCAGAGAUUUUAAAUAUAUGUUUUGUAUUUGUGUAUUUUAAGUAUAUAAUAUGAUCGAACAAAAGUUGUGUUGUUUUGACUGAAACAGCUGCACAGGUGGAGUCUGGGUCAAAGGUCAAAUCUCCGUUAAGGUGUGUCAUAACUUGUAUUAUUUCACUGUUGGCUUUGGGGCAUCUCUGUUCUGAUCCUCAUUAAACAUUUC
Periophthalmus magnuspinnatus is the source of this 6098-nucleotide messenger RNA. It is a transcript of the gene asap2b, whose product is annotated as ArfGAP with SH3 domain, ankyrin repeat and PH domain 2b. The record is from RefSeq and is a predicted model, not a curated record. Lineage: Eukaryota; Metazoa; Chordata; Actinopteri; Gobiiformes; Gobiidae. The coding region runs from base 447 to 3584 and encodes 1045 amino acids. Gene Ontology annotation, cellular component: cytoplasm. Gene Ontology annotation, molecular function: protein binding; GTPase activator activity. Gene Ontology annotation, biological process: positive regulation of GTPase activity. The transcript has 28 exons.